AUGUUCGGAUCCCCAAGUUAUCCCGGGACAGAUCUGACGGUAGACAGUCCUCUUUUCGGACAAGGGGUGGCUAUGGAAACUACGACAAACGCUCCUCAACCUCAACUAGAGGAAGAGUGGGUAAAACAGAUGAAAAAUGACAACGGAGUAGUCUAUCAGUUCCGAGCUCUUUGCUUCGGCCCAACAAGUGCUCCCAUGGUAUUUGUAAAAGUAACAUCAGUUGUGGUAGCACAUUUACGAAAGCACAAUAUUCGUCUAGCAAGUUACUUGGACGAUUGGCUGGCAGCAAACAAAGAAAGAAAGUAUCUUUUGGAAGAUCGAUCGUCAAUUCUCAGUCUCCUUUAUCAGCUAGGAUUCAUUGUAAACAAAACAAAGUCACAAUUAAUCCCAGUUCAGAAUCUAACUUACAUAGGAAGCCGAUUCGAUCUACACAAAGGCUUACUUUAUCCGACAGAAGAAAGAUUGAAAAACUUAAAAUUAGCUGUUCUAAAUAUGUUACAAGGACAAAACUCGGCGAGGCAUUAUCUGAUUCUUCUAGGUAUGAUAGCGUCUUGUCUAGAACUAGUCCCAAAUGCACGAUUGUUCAUGAGACCAAUCCAGCUUCAUCUCCUGCAAAACUGGAGUCCUUCAAGGAUGGAAUUGUCUGUAAAAAUUCCAGUUACACAGAAGUUGACCUCACAUCUGAAUUGGUGGUUGUCGGAUCACAACAUGUACAUGGGCAGAUCUUUGCAGAAAGAUCAGUUUCCAAUUAUACUGACCACCGAUGCCAGCAGCAAAUGGGGCUGGGGAGGUCACAUGAACAAUUUGACAUGUCAAGGUCAAUGGAGCAAUUAUCAGAAACUAAUGCACAUAAAUUGUUUGGAAAUGAUGGCAGUUCAGUUCAGUUUACAGCAUUUCCUCUCCCACCUGAAGGGCUGCAAUGUUCUGAUCAGAUCAGACAAUGUGGCAGUGUGCCAAUACAUAAACCAUCAAGGGGUGACAAAGUCUGUUCAACUGUGCAAAUUAACAAUGAAACUUUGGACAUUAGCUUUGGAAAACAAGAUAUCAUUAAAAGCAGUGCAUGUUAUGGGGAAAAAGAACAUUCUGGCAGAUAUAUUAAGCAGACAGAAAAUCAGGGAAACAGAGUGGGCCUUGAACAGUACAGUAGUCUAG
This is a messenger RNA of Mercenaria mercenaria, 1152 nucleotides long. RefSeq lists its product as uncharacterized. NCBI's taxonomy places the organism in Eukaryota, Metazoa, Mollusca, Bivalvia, Venerida, Veneridae. The record is from RefSeq and is a predicted model, not a curated record. The transcript is spliced from 2 exons. Bases 1 to 1152 code for a protein of 383 amino acids. Gene Ontology annotation, molecular function: nucleic acid binding.